Molecule: messenger RNA, 1690 nt
Organism: Nothobranchius furzeri (turquoise killifish)
Lineage: Eukaryota; Metazoa; Chordata; Actinopteri; Cyprinodontiformes; Nothobranchiidae
Gene: galr1a
Product: galanin receptor 1a
Biological process (GO): G protein-coupled receptor signaling pathway; positive regulation of cytosolic calcium ion concentration; negative regulation of adenylate cyclase activity
Cellular component (GO): plasma membrane
Molecular function (GO): galanin receptor activity
Source: RefSeq, a predicted model, not a curated record
GAACAUGACAGGAUGGAGCAGCAGGUGGACCAGAACCAGAACCAGCUGGUUGGUUCUGCUAAACUCCUCCUGGGGGUCGGACUGGAUAACUUCAUCUCCCUGCUGGUUUUUGGGCUCAUCUUUAUUCUGGGAGUUCUGGGGAACACCUUGGUGAUCUCGGUCGUGGCCCGAAGCAAACCGGGUCAGACCCGCAGCACCACCAACAUCUUCAUCCUGAACCUGAGCGUGGCGGACCUGUCCUACCUGCUCUUCUGCGUCCCGUUCCAGUCCACCAUCUACAUGCUGCCCACCUGGAUCCUCGGAGCCUUCAUCUGUAAGUUCAUCCACUUCUUCUUCACCGUCUCCAUGCUGGUCAGCAUCUUCACGCUGUCCGCCAUGUCCGUGGACCGGUACGUGGCCAUCGUGCAUGCCCGGAAAGCCUCCUGGAUCCGGGUGGGGAGGCACGCGACGCUCGGUGUGGUUCUGAUCUGGAUCCUGUCCGUGGGGAUGGCGGCUCCGGUGGCGCACUACCAGAACCUGGUGGAGCGGGAGGACAACAGCUCGUUCUGCUGGGAGGUCUGGCCGGACCGGCACCGGAGGGUCUACGUCAUGUGCUCCUUCGUGUUCGGUUACCUGCUGCCGCUCGCGCUCAUCUCGGUCUGCUACAUGAAGGUUUUAAAUCAUCUGAGGAAAAAACUGAAGAAUGUCUCCAAAAAAUCUGAGAUGUCCAAGAAGAAGACCGCUCUGACCGUCCUGGUGGUGGUGGUGGUCUUCUGCCUAUCCUGGCUGCCUCACCACGUCGUCCACCUGUGGGUGGAGUUCGGCUCCUUCCCCCUCAACCAGGCCUCCUUCGUCUUCAGGAUGGUGGCUCACUGUCUGGCCUACAGCAACUCCUCCGUCAACCCCGUCAUCUACGCCUUCCUGUCCGAGAACUUCAGGAACUCCUACAAGCAGGUGUUCCGGUGCCGGGCGCCCAGCGAGUGUCCUCUAAACGAAACCAGAGACCUGCGCAGUCGAGCGGAGACGGCCAACGCCAGCGUGGGUCACAAAGGUCACGAGUCACAGACGGGUCAGAUGCUCUGAUGGCGUCGGAGCUGAUAUUUAAACACUUUAUUGUUGAAUUGGGUCGAUUUAGCUCUUAAACAGUUCAGGUGUCGUGGGUCUGACGUUCUCCAGCAGCGGGUCGGACAGGACCCGUCACUUUGGACCUACAUUUGGGUCAAACUGGACUCCACCGCGGUUCUGACAUCAGGCUGGAAAAGAGCCGGAGGAUGAGUCACUGACAAAAAUACCCAGAAUGCAACAGGAGAAGGCUCGUUCUCUGUUCAGUCAGAGCUCGUGGUUCUGGUUCUGGUUCUGGUUCUGGCGGGUCCAUGUGGGACUCGGCAGGAUGAGUUUCAGAUGGGUUUUAAAUCAGCCGCUGGUUCUGCAGCUUCAUGGUUUAGAGAUGAAAACAAUAAAAGUUCGGAUCAGCAGAACCAAACCGGCCCAGUUCGGUCGGAUAAAAAUAAACGUUUUAAAAUAAAAUAGAAAUCGUUUGUGCAUAGAUUAAAUUCGGUUCUUAUUUGUUCUGUGACCUAGAGCCAAACUGGUUCUGGUACUGGUACCACCGGUAGAAGUAACUCAGAAAGUUAGUUCAGGUACCAGUCAGUAAAAUAAAAACAUUUGUUAUGUGAAAACGACUCAAUAAAAACAUCUGAAGAAGCUUUAA